AGCCCGAAUUGACCUCUUGACGGCGGAGUGGAAUCAGAGAUAGGGUACGAUAUUUCUCUUUGCCCUAGCACGGAGGCUGACUCGCAACCCGGAAUGACAAGGCUGCAGUAUGGCCUGAGGAUUUGACCUCGCAGGACAACCACUGGGUCAACAUAUCAGACGGCCGCUUCGCUAAAGAGCCCCGUACAGGUCCCAGUAACAGCACCGCCAUCUUGUGGUGUCGUUCUGCAGCUACAAGUAGCCGCUCUAUACCGGAAGUGAACCCGCGGAGGUCAUCAUGGGAAGCAAAGUCAGCUCCAAAAUGGCAGCACCCGCCGCCCGAGUGAUCCAGGCUAUCCGGCCUCGUGCUCCUCUGAUCAAGUUCCCCCAAAGACAGGACGUCCCACGGCCCAAUGUCCAAGAGGCUUUGAAAACGUUAGCGGUUAACUCCUCGCCACACAGCGCCCUGACUUCACCUCUGUCAUCAAGACCCCAUGUACCAUUGACCUUCAUUUCUGGUACGCCAGAUUCGCUGGCCUCCAUUCAGCUGCUCCCUGCAAGGUACCGCAGGAGACCGAUGGCAGUGGAGGAAAUGGACUACAUCCAGCGCGGCGGACCAGAAUGACGCAACCAAAGUCCUCAUCCGUGUGAGAUCAGUCCGUCUGCACUCUGUUCGUCAGUUUAACCUAUUGCCACAUGAGACAUGAUGUAGAAUAAAGUAUUGCAUAAAGCCAGUUAAAAUGUA
Molecule: messenger RNA, 724 nt
Organism: Cyclopterus lumpus (lumpfish)
Lineage: Eukaryota; Metazoa; Chordata; Actinopteri; Perciformes; Cyclopteridae
Gene: kgd4
Product: mitochondrial ribosomal protein S36
Exons: 6
Coding region: 278-604 (108 amino acids)
Biological process (GO): 2-oxoglutarate metabolic process
Source: RefSeq, a predicted model, not a curated record